AUGAAGAGGCAACGGUCGCCGCAAAUAAAUCGGCCGUAUGCGGCUGUGUUAGACGGGCUGGAUGGUGUCUUGCGGAGGUACCAUCAUUCCGUCAAAACGUGGCAUGCCGAGGGUUCGGUCUGCGCGCAGCGCGACGCUGCUACCGACGUGUCUUCUACACAGAAAGGGUUCGGAGCUAAUGUGGGCGCCUCCUUCGACGAGGAAGCUGCUCCUUCGCCUGAAUCCGCCACCAGCCGAGUUAUGGAGGCUAGCAACGCCUUGCCCGACCUGCUCGGCGGCAUUCUGUACGACUUCGGCAGGGUCAUGCAGCGUGAAAGCUCGCGCUUCGAUGCAUUCGACGUUUUGUACCGCGCUGUGGCCAAAGUACGCGAUAGGGAGGCUGCCGUGAAGGCGGUAAAGCAUCGACGGCGCUCUGCGGUUCCGCCAGUGAACGUCUACCACCAGCUGCUGGCCCGGCGCAUGGGACGUGGUUCUGCUGUCAGCGCCCUGGGAGAUCGGCCGUAUCGCAAGGUCGCCAAGCGCUUCAAGCGGGCGGCGAACGUCUGGGGGCACCACUGCUGCCUGGACGAAAUCGACCCUAGCAAGCCUUACAACGAACCGCCGCAGGUGCGUUGCAUACGCUUCGACAGGACCGGCGACGUGCUCAUCACCGGGGGCGAUGAGGGCAUUAUCAAGCUCUGGCACACCUUCAACUGCACCCUGAUAACGAGUUUGCGCAAGCAUGCAGGCGGCGUGGUCUCCAUGGAUGUGCACCCGAACAACUACUUCAUUUUGAGUUGCUGCGACGGCGGCGAGAUGUGGCUCUGGGAGAUCAACGGCAACCUUUACAGGCCUCAUAAGCGGGUGUCAAGCCCGUUCAAGUACCUGUGGUGCCGGUUCGCGUCCUUCGGGGGCAGCGUCGGGGGUGUGGCCACUGGCUUCAGCGAUCGUUGCGAACGGGAGAUCGACAGCACCUUGGUGGUGUGCGUCACCACCGACUCCAGGCUAUCCGUCUACCGCAUGCGAGACCUCGUGGUAUCCUCUAGUGGGAACAACGUCGUCAGGGAGGUGGCGCCGUUGUACGUGGUGGAGCUGUUCAACCACAACAUAAAGGCGUACGACGUCUCACGCCCGCUGAUGCACGACCAUUCGUUCCUGAUCGCCAUCGGCAUCGAGCCCAUGUUCUUGGAGGAGUUGCGUCUUGCCGACGACGCCGCGUCUUCCGCACUCUCCAUCCUGCAGGGUGAAGCCGCAUCACGCUCCGCCGACCGCGCUCAGGGGCAGUAUGGCAAGAUCACGUCGAAUGCGCUUUGUGCGCUCUUCAACAUCUCCACGGGCUCGUUUCUAGCAUCCUUUGGCGACUCCGCUGCCGCAAACAGCGCAUCGGGGAUGGAUCUGGACACCACGGCUCCAAGUGUACCGGAACGGCGUAGCUCCGUUCCCGAGGGUGAGGUCGGAACCGAAUUCUGCGUAUGCGACGUCUCGAUGGACGCGUUUCUGGAUGUUGCUGGGAGGUGCAGGUGCUGCCUUAAGCCGGUGCGCACUUUUACGUUCAGGGAGGUGCCACGGUCGUCCCCCAGGGACUGCCUGGCGCAUUCGGAGGAGUCCUCUCCCAACGCGCGGGGUUCCAAAGCUGACGCAGGGCCGUUUUCGCGCCCAAGUGCGCCACACUUCUGCUGGAAAGUGGAUGCUAACGAGCUGGAGACCUACAUCCGGCGGGAGCUGGAGGGAUACGCCAUCCACGAAGAGUCGCAGGUCGCGGCAUCCGUCAGGUUCGGCACCAACAGCAUGCCGUUUGGACGCUUGACGUCUACGGUGGUCUUUCCGUCCUACAUGGACACCCCGUAUCUGUUAUUCGACGCCUUGGACGCGGAGCAGCGUGACACCGGGAACUUCGACGACCUGAUCUACCACGUGCAGCGUGGCCACGAGCUGAGUCCCGACGUGUGUUUCGCUAACCACAGCCUGAACCACGUCACCGGCAGCGAUGACGGUAAGGUGUUUCUAUGGGUGCACUGUGGCUCUACGGUCAAGUUCAGGAGCACCCCGCUACCCACGAGGUGCAUAAAUAGAUGGGUGUGCAACGAUUCUUCAGAGACCGCACCCUGUCGCCAGGCUCCAGCCAUCUUCGAUCCGGCAUUCAUAGCGGAACCGCCAGUGACGGUUGCAGAGUGUGCAGCUGAUGCGCCUAUUGGUCUAUUUCCAGAUACAGCAUUUUCCAGCACACAGGAAGGCGCGGAUGUUGGGCGUGGUUCCACAUUUGCGCCCAUGGAUGUCGACAUCGCAAAAUCUGAGGACACUAGUAUGCAGAACACUGACCUUGCUACAGAAGCAGUUGACACGUCAGCGAACGUGACUGAACUGGAUCUCACAGUGAUAAAUUCCGGCACGUCGGAACCGGCGCCACCCUCUUCACGUGAUGAUGCUUCGGAAAAAGGUAAGCGACAUGGGCAUGGAGCGGCUUCUUUGGCGAGUGGUCAUCUACCCAAGGAUGGUGAUAGUAAUGCUGUGGCUGAAAUGGAAGUGGAAGAAUGCCACGACUAUUGCAGGCCGCCAUGGUUAACAGACUUGACAUCAGAGGACUUGGAUGUUUGCGAUACAUUCCUGGCAAGUGAUAGGGUGAAGCCAUCUAUGCGUGAGAAAGAGGUGUACCAAAGCAGGAAUGCUCCAUCAAAGCUUUUUAAGGAGGGCGACUCCAGUAAGCAGCAUAUGAGUGAGUCCGGUCACCACUACAUGGUAACGGCUAUUGCGUGGUCCGUGAACGACGAGUAUAUAUUCAUCGCAGACAGCAUAGUCACGCGCUUCAACGUGAAGAAGCUGAUAACGGCGUCCCGCACCAUAUUGUCAGGGGUCUCGGUUUUCACAUCUCAGGGUAUCCCCGUUGCCGACUUCCUGCACAACGAAAUCAGCCAUCACGUCGGGUGCGUGAAACCGCACCCGCUGACCGAUGAUCUAGCCCUGGUGAUCACUUAUGGCGGGGUGAUUUAUGUACUGUCGGUCGAGAGCAAGUCGGUUGUCAGGAAGCUGGACUGCGGGCCGAACGCCGUUUGGUUGGACGCUGACUGGCACCCUGGCGGGAUGUACUUUGCCGCCUGCCAAUCGUUCGGCUGCUUCUCUCUGUUCACGGUUGAUGGUCUGCUGAGCAACUAUCGCGCUACACUCAACAACCAAUGUGGGUACAGCGACAUGCUGCCCAUAAAUACGUCGGCCUUCUACUCUGGUGCGGAGAACGAAUCUGUGGACAUGCGGCGUUACCACUACGGGUCAAAUCUCAUGCCUCCGCUGGAGCUGGAUGGGAAGGGCUGCAGCGAAAGCUUGCGGUUCUACACGGCGAGCUCCGUCCACACGGUGCUGGACGACAACCACUGCGAAGUCCUCUACGCGUGCUCACCGGUAGCAAUGCAGGUCGAUGACACCAAGCUUUGGCGCAACCGUCUUCUAGACAUGUCAGUGGUCCCAGCGCAUCUCUGGCUGCCGAUUUCGGUAUUGAGCCGCAUCCCGCUGGAUAUCAACGUGGUGGAGUUUUUACAGUGGCACUUCGGCGUCUACGGUAAGUGCGACGUCCCGGAGCUUAUCGCCUGGUUUCUCUGUGUGAACAAGUUGGACGUGCUAGGAAAUUUCACCAACCGAGUCCGUCGCGUGGUUUGCCCGUAUGGAGGUGUUACAUGCGUGGCCUGCCAGCACAUCAUCACGAGCUCCGAUCGUGCGGAGCGGUAUGCAGAGUUGUCGGUCGAACAGCACGGAGCGAAGUCCAAGGUCAACGAGCGUGGCGACAUCAUUGCCUGCUUGCCCAUUGCGUUGCGCCCGCAGUCCUCCACCGCUCCUCACCCCCCUGCAGCGCCGAUUGAGAGGCGACCGCAAGCGGUUUCUCCGCUUAAUAGGGCGAAUGCAGCGGCUACAACCACGCGUUACAAUCAGGGUUCACGUGCCCAAGUCGUUUCGAGGUCGAGUGAAGGCGGGCGAUCAGGCUCGGGCACACGCCACACUUCAUCGAGUCGGCUUCCUCCCACAAGGGUGCAGCCCCCCCGUGGCGCUGCGGCUAGACCCAGCACAGGCGCCUCCUCGACAACUGCGCAAACGUUCACUGAUGCUGCUCACACGAGGGCGUCGCCUAGAAGAACCGCCGCGCCGGUUGCAACGUCACCAGCUCCGGGUUCGCCGAAGGAAACCCCCGCUUCAAAUCGCGCAACUUCUCAGAUGCAGAUGGGAUUGGCAGAGAUAGAUCGUGCGCUCGCGCGGGUCACCUCUGACGAGCGUACAGUACGACGGUUGCGUCGUGAGAUGCGCGUCAAUCAAUCUUCGGAUGACGAGUCACCGACUGAUCGCGUUAGCAGCAGCUACUCAUUCCGCAACCGUCGGCAAUGCGUAGAAGGUGGCGUUAAGAGAGAGUUGGAACGAGCUACGUAUCUGGAUGGAGUUCUAGGCCCGAUUGGUUUGUCCAAAGCGGCCCACCAGGCGUCGAGCCCACUUGACGCAGUGUGCCUGCUGUGUGGUUUCGGUUCAGACAGCUCAAAAUCCAAGCGUAACACGGGAGUCAAGGUAUAUAUCGGCGGUUCUACAUUAGUGAGGAACACCUUGAUUGGUCCGUUUGCUGUGUCCAAGCGGUACAUGGACAUGAUGGAACAGGAGUUCCCCAAGCUGUUUGACCGCAUGGGCAACGAGGUGUUCAUGCACGUGGGAUGUUUGGCAGCUGCUACCAAUCUCGUUCUCGACUCAAGCGGGCAUAAGAUUGCGAACCUGCUCGAAGUGUUGAUACGUGGCAUGCAUGACAAGUGCGCGUACUGCGGCGGCAGCUCCGCGACGCUUCACUGCAGCGGGACUGAUUGCAAUCGGGCAUUCCACUACCCCUGCAGCAUCACGUGCGCGGAAGACGAGGCGUACCAGCGUCAGCAGCCCACAUCGCGGCGCAACCCGUCAUUCUGGUCAAGGAUGAACAACCCGGUAGAUCCGCUCUUGUGCGACCGUUUUCUGUGUCUGGAGUGCACGCUGAAGGACUGGAUAGACGGGUCCCCAUCUGUGGAGCCGCUCUGCACGGGCGAACACUUCCUCAGCGAUGAACCCCGUGCGUGGUUUUACUCGGAUGCGAGGGAUAUGUAUCCCAACUGUUACGUCCCCCAGGGUGGCGACUUGAUAUUCAUCCCCCUCCAGGCCAGAAGUAGCAUCAAGGCGAACAGUGCGAUACCGUGGUCAUCCGCCUUGCACACGCAUAUUCUGGAGGUGAAGAAGAUCGACUAUCGAUUUUGCGGCCCGAUAUCUGGUGACAUCGGCAUCUGCUCGGUUCUGUGGGUUCGCCAGAUGGACAACAACAAACGCCAGUCGCUGUUUUACCGCCCAGGCGACCUUACCGUGUUGACCUUGGUGGAUGUGCUAGUUGGCGUUUGGCGUUUGGACAAGGUCAACGUCGGCGAUUCCGUCAAGGUGCUUUGUGCCGACGGGUGGAAGGACGCUACAGUGAGUGGCAUCAAGGACCCUCUGGUUUGCAGUGCCAAUUACAAUCUGGUUUCUGGCGAUUUCAGCACGGCUAACGUGUCCAGACUGGGUCGAGCUGCCAUUGACCUGGGUACGAACUGCAUCCAGGCCAAGCUUGUGUCCGACUCGUCGGAGCAGUGGUACUCCGCGUGGCAGUUCCGUAUUGACCCCGCCAGUGAAUCGAGUCUGUCUGACGAGUUGCACCAACGUCUGUUUCCCGCCGAGGCGAAGGAGGAGUUGAUCAACCUGACAUUGGACGGAAGUUUCGAGGAAUUUAAUAUUUUGCCGAACUGGGCGGAGUGCGAUGAAAGUUGGGUUCGCACGUACUGGUCCACCGUUGCAUGCCCGAUGUCCAUGGAAAAGGUCCGACAGCGCAUUUUGAAUUCGUACUACAUGUGCCCCCAGGGGUGCCUGUCCGAUCUUGAGGUUAUUGUGCGCAACUGCAGGUUCUUCAAUCCGCCGUCCAGCGUGCUCUGUCAGGUCGCUCAGACGCUGGAGCGGGCAAUAUCCACAACUCGAGACGAGAUUAGACGCGUUAUGAAUGCGGAAAAGUAUGCUAAGUUGCUGAUUCAGCACUUGCGACCCUUUUUAGACCGCUUGUUCGUAGCUCCCAGCGCGUCUGACCAUGAGGUUGUUGGACAGGAUAGCAUUACGCCAACACAACCUGAUUCAAUGUCGCAGAGUCAGCCAUUCGACGCAGACGUAAGUCCGGCGUCCACCUUCGGGGCCAUCUCACCAACGCAAGCCGCCGACUGUUUCGACGACGACGAUAUGCCCAUCCGACGUUCAGCGCGUUUGCUACGGUCACGGGCUUCAGUGAGUGAUGAUAUACAGGCACAUCGACCCCCACAAGCCUCCACGGCGCCACUGAGGUCCGAGAUCCAAGAAGAAACUGGUGAUUCUUUAGGCAGCGAAUCUCGGCAAAUAUCUUCACGAGAGGAUGCGGGUUCCGUUAUUCGCCAUAUAGGCACUUCAUCCUCCAGUCGGCGAUCGUCCGUGCCAUCGGGGAGCACUCAAGUGCAACAUCCUGACAGCGGCAGGCCAACGGCGGCCGGCGAACUGCAGGCGACCAACCGUCGCACCUCGUCUCGUUUGGCGGCCAUUAGUGAGAGGGAGGCAGAGCAGGCGAAAAACGCCGCUCUGGAGAGGCAGCGGCAGGAAGAGGAAGAAAAGCUUAGGCGAACGUCUGCGUCACGCUAUAACCUCAGAGGGAUUUGA
Molecule: messenger RNA, 6666 nt
Organism: Babesia bigemina
Lineage: Eukaryota; Apicomplexa; Aconoidasida; Piroplasmida; Babesiidae
Exons: 2
Coding region: 1-6666 (2221 amino acids)
Biological process (GO): regulation of transcription by RNA polymerase II; regulation of cell shape; cytoskeleton organization
Cellular component (GO): nucleus
Molecular function (GO): protein binding
Source: RefSeq, a predicted model, not a curated record